Sphenostylis stenocarpa is the source of this 157-nucleotide messenger RNA. The record is from the annotation of a GenBank genome assembly. Lineage: Eukaryota; Viridiplantae; Streptophyta; Magnoliopsida; Fabales; Fabaceae.
AUGCUUGGUACACGUCACGUUUCGGAUGGAGAUAUUUUCCCAGAGGGACCACGCGCUUUGAUGGCGCGUGGGAUAAUGUUGUGGCGGUUGGCCGUGGUCCCCGCCCUUGGGUGCGGACAACAGCGAGUAGACGACAGCGUGUUUUUGGUCGAAAGCU